This is a messenger RNA of Heterocephalus glaber (naked mole-rat), 2837 nucleotides long. RefSeq names its product AIF family member 2, ferroptosis suppressor (gene Aifm2). Gene Ontology annotation, cellular component: mitochondrion; cytoplasm. Gene Ontology annotation, molecular function: electron-transferring-flavoprotein dehydrogenase activity; flavin adenine dinucleotide binding. Lineage: Eukaryota; Metazoa; Chordata; Mammalia; Rodentia; Bathyergidae. The record is from RefSeq and is marked provisional. Gene Ontology annotation, biological process: positive regulation of apoptotic process; apoptotic mitochondrial changes.
GGCCCUGGGAGGUCCGGGGCCGGAAGAGGCCCGAGGCUCUGAGCGGUUGGGAGCCAGAGCGGUAGCAGGAGCAGGAGCGCCGGCGUGGGCGCAGCGGGAGGCGGCGGAAGCCCAGCAGUGCCUGGUUUGAGAUGGGGUCCCAGGUCUCAGUGGACACAGGAGCUCUGCACGUGGUGAUCGUGGGCGGGGGCUUUGGUGGCAUCGCGGCUGCCAGCCAGCUGCAGGCGCUGAACUGCCCCUUCACGCUGGUGGACAUGAAGGACUCCUUCCACCACAACGUGGCCGCCCUCCGGGCCUCUGUGGAGAGUGGGUUCGCCAAAAAGACUUUCAUUUCCUAUUCUGUGACCUUCAAGGACAACUUCCGGCAGGGCCAGGUGGUUGGGAUAGACCUGAAGAAUCAGACGGUGCUGCUUCAGGGUGGCGAGGCCCUGCCCUUCUCACAUCUCAUCCUGGCCACGGGCAGUACUGGGCCCUUCCCCGGCAAGUUUAAUAAGGUUUGCAGCCAGCAGGCCGCCAUCCAGGCCUAUGAGGACAUGGUCACGCAGGUCCAGCGCUCAGAGUUCAUCGUGGUGGUGGGAGGAGGCUCCGCCGGCGUGGAGAUGGCAGCAGAGAUCAAAACAGACUACCCAGAAAAAGGGGUCACUCUCAUUCACUCCCAAGUAUCCCUGGCUGACAAGGAGCUCCUGCCCUGUGUGCGGCAGGAAGUGAAAGAGAUACUUCUCCGGAAGGGCGUGCAGCUGGUACUAAGUGAGCGGGUGAACAACCUGGAGGAGCUGCCUCUCAGCGAGUAUCGGGACUACAUCAAAGUGCAGACGGACAAGGGCACCGAGGUGGCCACCAACCUGGUGAUUCCCUGCAUCGGCAUCAAGAUCAACAGCUCUGCCUAUGGCAGUGCUUUCGAGAGCAGACUGGCCAGCAGCGGGGCUUUGAGAGUGAAUGAGUUCCUGCAGGUUGAGGGCUACAGCAACAUCUACGCCAUUGGCGACUGUGCCGAUGUGAACGAGCCCAAGAUGGCCUAUCUCGCUGGCCUCCAUGCCAACGUCGCUGUGGCCAACAUUGUCAACUCCAUGAAGCAGAGGCCCCUUAAGACCUAUAAGCCAGGUGCGCUGACAUUCCUCCUGUCCAUGGGCAGAAAUGAUGGCGUGGGCCAGAUCAGUGGCUUCUAUGUGGGUCGGCUCAUGGUUCGGCUGGCCAAGAGCAGGGACCUGUUCGUCUCCACAAGCUGGAAAACCAUGAGGCAGUCUCUGCCUUGACAGGGAGGCUGGGUGGGAGACCUGGCACCGCUGCGCACCGGUGAGGGACGUUUGACAAUUGGACCCACCUGACUCGUGCCAAGGGGCGGAAGCGAAAAGCCUCUUUCUUUCUCUGGAGUGAGAUGCCAGUGAUGUCCUGUCUGGAAAUAUAACUUGUGUAAACCCAAAGAUGAGAAAUCUAGAGAGUGAGAGUAUGAGAGCGAGAGAAAAAUUAAAAAAAACUCUAUCUAGAGGAUCCUUUCUGGGUCUGGGAGGACUGGCUGCAGCUGUGCUGGCUGAAAGGGUGGUUUGGGGGUCCGGCACAGGCAGAAUUCUAUACUCCAGGCUCCAGUGGGUGUGGUGCGCAGAGCUCUCAGGGUAGGGAGAGAACUGUGCUCCUGGUGGCUGCCAUCCCGUCUGCGCACACCAGAAGGACAGCCUGCAAAAUGAGGCCAGCAGAGGAGGGCACGGGGAGAGAUGGUCUGCACGGACCCCUCUCCCAUCACAUUGGGGUGGGGAAGCCCACACAUCCUACAAUAUGCAGCUUGUUAACAGCAGCCUCAUUUUAAACUCCCUGAAUUAUGGUUAGUCUCUCUUUUUUUUCCUUUGAGACAGGGUCUCACUGUUGCCCAGGUUGGCCUUGAACUCCUGGGAUCCUCCCAGCCUAGCCUCUCGAGGAGUGGGGGACUACAGUGUGCGCCCCUACACCCAGGUAGUCCCUGCACUCUUUAAUCCUUGUGAGCCUUUCUCUACUCCAGUUUUAGAUCCUAACUAUAUACCAUAGGUACUUUUAAGAAGAAAGAGUUACUGUAUACAGUUUCCCUCCCAGCUAGCCCAACAGUGAGCUUUUCGGAGCUGGCAGGGCUGAGGCUGCCGCCUGGCCUUCCCUCUGUGGGAAUAUUUCAGGCAAGGGAGCAGAGACACAGCAGGGUGCCACCUGGUUAAUCAACCUCCAGGGAGCAGGUGGGCUUCUGCAGCAGAUUCACACGUAUAUCCUCGGGCAACUUCGUAAGUGACAAAAUCCAGGUGACAGUGAAGGAUUUUGUUUUGUGUUUGUUUUGUGGUCAACCCCAGCAUUACUUUUCUGCAGGGCCAGCUAUAUGGCGGCCUGUCUGCCGCUGGCUGUGGUAAGGUAUGUCAGUGACUCCUCUAUGUGGAGAGAUCUUCCAGGGUGGGAGAGCCUAUUUUGGACCAUCUCAGUUAAAUGUUCACUGCAGAAGAGGUUGCUGAAUUUAUCUGAGUGCAUUUGGGCCUGACUCCCCUGGCCUGCUCCUCAUUGCUAGCAAGCAAUGGUAGCCUUUGGGUACGGGGGCAGACAAAGUCCCUGGGACUCCCGCUUCUCUAGGGUUCUCCAUCCAUCCCCAUUUAGACUGUGGCCCAGGGUGUGUUCUACUUUGGUGCCCAGGCCUAAGUGAGACACGUGCCUCUCCCAGAUGGUGACCCAAGGCUUUGGACCUGCUGCCUGAGCCAGCACGGUGGGAAUCUCAGCCUGUCAGGGCCAGGGCUAGUGCUGUUGACUUAGAACAUUGUAGAAGUUUCCUUCCAUGGGAUCGAGUUUUCUAAAUAGAGGAAAAAUGUUGCGAUAAAAGAACACAUUAUAAGAAA